AUGACGUCCUUCUUCUCUUUCGCUUCUCAACCAGUGGACGUGGAGAUCCGCCUUCAAGGGGAAGAUGACAGGAAACAAGUGGAAGUCAAAAGUGAGAAAGAGAAGAAAGAGAUGUGUCCCGUGUACUACGACGGGGAGAGUGUUGUAGGGCAGGUUCAUGUACGAGUCAAAGAUGGAAAGAAGUUCCAACAUGAUGGGAUACGGAUAGAGUUGAUCGGGUCUAUUGAACUAUUCUACGACAGAGGGAAUCAUUACGAAUUUGUGUCCAUGGCGCAGGAGUUAGCUUCGGCGGGAGAGAUGCGACAAGCUCAGUCAUAUGAUUUCACUUUCAAGAACGUGGAAAAGCAAUACGAGUCGUAUUCUGGUAUCAACGUCAAGUUACGAUACUACAUCCGAGUCACACUACAAAGACGAAUGGGCGAAGUGAUUAAAGAACGUGAAAUAUGGGUACACAGUUAUCGCAUGCCACAAGAUUCCACAACGACUAUCAAGAUGGAAGUGGGUAUCGAAGAUUGUCUACAUAUCGAAUUCGAGUAUAACAAAGCCAAAUACCACCUGAAAGACGUCAUUGUCGGCAAAAUAUAUUUCCUCCUAGUUCGGAUCAAAAUAAAACAUAUGGAAUUGUCUAUCAUCCGACGGGAGACGACUGGAUCAGCUCCGAAUCAGUACAACGAAUCAGAGACCAUCACCAAAUUUGAAAUCAUGGAUGGAGCUCCCGUCAGAGGGGAGACUAUACCCAUUCGAUUAUUCCUCGGAGGCUUUGAACUCACACCGACUUUUAGAGAUGUCAACAAGAAGUUUUCGGUUCGAUACUACCUCAACUUGGUGUUGAUAGAUGAAGAGAACAGGCGGUAUUUCAAACAAGGAGAGAUUACGAUAUUCAGGAUCCCGUGA
Molecule: messenger RNA, 894 nt
Organism: Tremella mesenterica DSM 1558
Lineage: Eukaryota; Fungi; Basidiomycota; Tremellomycetes; Tremellales; Tremellaceae
Exons: 5
Coding region: 1-894 (297 amino acids)
Biological process (GO): retrograde transport, endosome to Golgi; intracellular protein transport
Cellular component (GO): endosome; retromer complex
Source: RefSeq, a predicted model, not a curated record